Chiroxiphia lanceolata (lance-tailed manakin) is the source of this 696-nucleotide messenger RNA. RefSeq lists its product as uncharacterized. The transcript is spliced from 8 exons. The coding region runs from base 1 to 657 and encodes 218 amino acids. NCBI's taxonomy places the organism in Eukaryota, Metazoa, Chordata, Aves, Passeriformes, Pipridae. The record is from RefSeq and is a predicted model, not a curated record.
AUGUCCGUACGGUCCCGCUGGAUGGAGCGGGUGCACAUGGGGCCCAAUCGGUCUCGAGGGGUAGCGGCUCAGCAGGGAGACGAGCGAGGCCAUACACAACCCUUUGCCCGUCUGCUGAAGGUGCCGCAGGUCCAUCCGAUAAGAGGUGAAGCUGAAGGAGCCGAGAUAGCCGGUACGAGGCCGUACGUCAGCACGAGCCUCCACGUCCGUGUUGUCUGGCGGCGGCCGUCCGUCCACUUCACGGGGCGGUCUUGGGAGCAGCUGAAGAGAGAGGAGCCUUCUAGAGAGACAGGGUGUAAAGCAGAGUUGAACAGAACAGAGGCCAGAGGAGCAGAGCAAGAAGAUGCAGAGCCCUGGGCCCAGGAGGCUGUAGGCACCGGAGGGGAGGUGAUGCAGGUGAGUCCCGUUGAGCAAGGGGUUCUACCACCUUCUAACAGACAGUCCAAGGCUUCAGGAACCGUGCGGGUAAGAGGUGACUGUGGAGGAGAGGUAGGUAGGAGCUACCCCAGGAAAGCCAUCCUUUCAGGCAGUAUCUCAGUGUGUCCAUUUGCCUUUGGCUUUUUUACUUUGCACAGAAUGUGUGCAGCCUCAGAAGGCUGGAGCCACCUGCCAAUUAGGUUUGAUAGCCUUCAGCUGUCCUUGUACGGCACACGGUGACGGCAGCAGCCUCUGACCGGGGUCGGAGCCAGUGGCCCG